AAAGUUCAGUAUCAUACGUUACAUUCUGAAUUAGUUGAAUUGAAAUGUCUGACGAUUACGAUGAGGAAGAGGUUACAUUCAAGACGAACACUGAGAUUUCGAGCAAGAAAGCAAAUUAUGUGAUUGAUAAGUUGCUCGGUGAAGGUGGUUUUGGUGCGGUUUAUAAGGUUAAGGACUCAAAAACUGGAAACUUUUACGCGAUGAAAGUGGAGAAGAAGCAGGAGAAAAAGCCGUCAAAAUUGAAAAUGGAGAUAAUGAUUCUGAAGUUGGUCUGUAAUGAGCGACAAACAUCUCAUUUCACGAAAAUCAUUGAUCGUGGAAAAAAGGAUAAGGAGGGUUUCUUCUUUUUAGUGAUGGAGCUUGCUGGAUCUAGUUUGGCUGAUUUGAAGAGAAAUAGAGGAAAGGCAUUCACUUGUCCAACUGGAUUGAGCGUGUCUCAGCAAUGCCUGGAAGCUUGCGAAGAUCUCCACAAACAUGGAUUCAUUCACCGUGACUUGAAGCCUGCGAACUUUGCAUGUGGAGCUGACGAUAAACAACAUACCAUCUACAUCCUCGACUUUGGAAUCUCUCGAAGAAUCAUCAACAAUCAAAAUAAGCUGAAAACUCCUCGAGUUACGAUUCGCUUCAAAGGAACUCUGAAAUUCGCAUCUUUAUCAUGUCAUAAAGGAAUCGAAAUGGGAUGGAAAGACGAUUGUGAGAGUUGGUUUUACAUGCUUCUUGACUUGAUUGUUCCAUUUGGAUUAGUUUGGCGAGGAGCGAAUGACAAGGAUACUGUUUGUAAACUGAAAGAAGAGGCACGUGGAAAGAAGGAAAUGUUUCAAGGAAUCAAAUGCGGUGUAGAACUGAAUAAAAUCAUUGUUUAUAUUGAUAAGCUACAAUAUCAGGAUCACGUUGACUAUCAGUACAUCUACAAGACUCUCGUUGACGCAUGUGAUACUUGUGGAGGGAACAUGGAUGCACCAUACGAUUGGGAAUGAUGAUUUUUGAAAUGAUUCUUGGUUCAUAAAGCUGAAAUAAAGAACUAUGAAGUG
This is a messenger RNA of Caenorhabditis elegans, 1031 nucleotides long. It is a transcript of the gene F38E1.3, whose product is annotated as Protein kinase domain-containing protein. NCBI's taxonomy places the organism in Eukaryota, Metazoa, Nematoda, Chromadorea, Rhabditida, Rhabditidae. The record is from RefSeq and is marked reviewed. Bases 45 to 977 code for a protein of 310 amino acids. Gene Ontology annotation, molecular function: ATP binding; nucleotide binding. The transcript has 7 exons.